Eubalaena glacialis (North Atlantic right whale) is the source of this 987-nucleotide messenger RNA. RefSeq lists its product as uncharacterized. The coding region runs from base 14 to 919 and encodes 301 amino acids. The transcript is spliced from 4 exons. The record is from RefSeq and is a predicted model, not a curated record. NCBI's taxonomy places the organism in Eukaryota, Metazoa, Chordata, Mammalia, Artiodactyla, Balaenidae. Gene Ontology annotation, cellular component: nucleosome. Gene Ontology annotation, molecular function: protein heterodimerization activity; structural constituent of chromatin; DNA binding.
GUCUCGUUUCGCUAUGGCCCGUACAAAGCAGACUGCCCGCAAGUCGACCGGUGGCAAGGCCCCGCGGAAGCAGCUGGCCACCAAGGCGGCCCGCAAGAGCGCGCCGGCCACCGGCGGCGUCAAGAAGCCGCACCGCUACCGGCCGGGCACCGUGGCCCUGCGCGAGAUCCGGCGCUACCAGAAGUCGACCGAGCUGCUGAUCCGCAAGCUGCCCUUCCAGCGGCUGGUGCGCGAGAUCGCGCAGGACUUCAAGACCGACCUGCGCUUCCAGAGCUCGGCCGUGAUGGCGCUGCAGGAGGCGAGCGAGGCCUACCUGGUGGGGCUGUUUGAAGACACGAACCUGUGCGCUAUCCACGCCAAGCGCGUGACCAUCAUGCCCAAAGACAUCCAGCUGGCCCGCCGCAUCCGCGGGGAGCGGGCUUAUUUGAAAAUGGGGAUAACUACCUUUUGGGGUUGUUCUGAAGAUUUGAAGAUGGUCAUUCAUACUGACACCAUAGAGAGAGAUAUCAUGGCCCGUACGAAGCAGACUGCCCGCAAGUCGACCGGUGGCAAGGCCCCGCGGAAGCAGCUGGCCACCAAGGCGGCCCGCAAGAGCGCGCCGGCCACUGGCGGCGUUAAGAAGCCGCACCGCUACCGGCCGGGCACCGUGGCCCUGCGGGAGAUCCGGCGCUACCAGAAGUCGACCGAGCUGCUGAUCCGCAAGCUGCCCUUCCAGCGGCUAGUGCGCGAGAUCGCGCAGGACUUCAAGACCGACCUGCGCUUCCAGAGCUCCGCCGUGAUGGCGCUGCAGGAGGCGAGCGAGGCCUAUCUGGUGGGGCUGUUUGAAGACACGAACCUGUGCGCCAUCCACGCCAAGCGCGUGACCAUCAUGCCCAAAGACAUCCAGCUGGCCCGCCGCAUCCGCGGGGAGCGGGCUUAAGGCACGCGUUUUAAACUAGACGAUCUAAAGGCUCUUUUCAGAGCCACCCAUGUUUUCAUAAAGAGCAG